Messenger RNA from Aspergillus tanneri, 480 nucleotides. Its product is annotated as nuclear transport factor 2 family protein. The transcript has a single exon. The record is from RefSeq and is a predicted model, not a curated record. Lineage: Eukaryota; Fungi; Ascomycota; Eurotiomycetes; Eurotiales; Aspergillaceae. Bases 1 to 480 code for a protein of 159 amino acids.
AUGGCCUCUGACUGGUCGCUCCCGGCUGCGCUGUCGCCCGCUUUGACCACACGCGAGGCCAUUGCUGAUGCGCUCCACCGUUGCAUGAUUGGCAUGGAUACUAAUGACACGGCUCUCUUCGAUUCCGCCCACACUCAGGAUGCCCAGUGGAACAUCGGUGGCAGAGUCGUGCAGGGGCUCCAGGCCAUCCACCGGGAAUGCUACGAAAAAACCAUAAUGACGCUCGACACCACGCAUUACGUCACGAAUAUCCGCAUCCACGUCCUCGACGGAGCAUCGGAAGGGUCGCUUUCGGCUCUGUAUCAGGCCAAGCAUUUCCGUGGCCAGACAGGCACGGUACCUGGUGCACCGUCAUAUACGAUGGGGGGCGUGUAUUUUCUUAAUCUUGUGAAAGAUGAGACGGACGGGCUGUGGAAGAUCAAGGAGUUCCGAAUGAAGAAGCUGUGGGUGGAGGGCGACCCCAGUGUCAUGGGCCAUUAA